This is a messenger RNA of Pygocentrus nattereri (red-bellied piranha), 6520 nucleotides long. It is a transcript of the gene sox5, whose product is annotated as SRY-box transcription factor 5. Gene Ontology annotation, biological process: positive regulation of chondrocyte differentiation; cell fate commitment; regulation of transcription by RNA polymerase II. Lineage: Eukaryota; Metazoa; Chordata; Actinopteri; Characiformes; Serrasalmidae. The transcript is spliced from 15 exons. The record is from RefSeq and is a predicted model, not a curated record. Gene Ontology annotation, molecular function: DNA-binding transcription factor activity, RNA polymerase II-specific; RNA polymerase II cis-regulatory region sequence-specific DNA binding. The coding region runs from base 473 to 2734 and encodes 753 amino acids. Gene Ontology annotation, cellular component: nucleus.
UGCUGAAUUUCUCUGGUGUUCAGCCCAAAGUUACACCCUCACAUGUAUCAGUUUCUCAGUGAGUCUUUCAGUAAGUAGAGCACAGAGCUGCUGCUACUCUUUCCAUUCCUGGAGCCUGGUUAGACUAUGGCUUGUAUUCACAACUAGAGACGUAUCUAGAACUUUUCUCUCACAGGAUUCGCCCUGUAAGGCCUUCUGUUCAGCUCCUGAAGUUCUAACCAAUGGUAUCUACCAGAAAAAGAAACUGGAUCCUUUUAAAUAGUGAAAUAAGAGCUGCAAUACAUGCAACAUGUAUGAUGAUUCUACUAAAUAAAGAACAUAAUUAUCAUUACAGGCAUGUAUUUUUUUUUUAGUCUACAGAAAUCAUUAGGCCUUCUCUGAAGACCUACCAGGCCUCGAGGGUUCCCCACUGCCUGACCCGGAGUGUGUGUGUGCUGUUGGGGGGUUCUAAGGAUACCGAGCAGGACUGAGGAUGUCUUCCAAGCGACCAGCCUCUCCAUAUGGGGGAACAGAUGGAGAGGUAGUCAUGGCGACGAGCAGACAGCGACUGGAGGAUGAGGAGGUUGACGGACACGCUGUCAUUCACUUGCCCCUGAGCUCCUACUGCAGCAAGGUUUCCCCUCGCUCGCCCCGCACCCUCGACAGCCCGCCCGCACUACACGGCAGCAUGGAACAGGAGAGCAGUAAAGGCUUGGCCCUGAGCCCCUACACCCAGCACAACUCGUCUACCUCACCCAGUAAGCAGCAGCAGCAGCCGGACGAAGGCUCCGGGCGGCCGGGCAGCGAGCCCGGCUCGGCUACUGCUCUGGGCACUCCGGAGAGGCGCAAGGGCAGCCUGGCCGACGUAGUGGACACGCUGAAGCAGCGCAAAAUGGAGGAGCUGAUCAAGAGCGAGCCAGAGGAGGCCCCCAGCAUUGAGAGGCUGCUAUCCAAGGAUUGGAAGGACAAGCUGCUGGCCAUGGGCUCUGGUCACUUUGGAGAGAUCAAAGGUACCCCGGACAGCCUGGCGGAGAAGGAGCGGCAGCUGAUGGGCAUGAUCAGCCAGCUGAGCAGCCUGAGAGAGCAGCUACUGGCCGCACAUGAGGAGCAGAAGAAGCUGGCCGCAUCGCAGAUAGAGAAACAGAGGCAGCAGAUGGAGCUCGCAAAGCAGCAGCAGGACCAGAUUGCUCGGCAACAGCAGCAGCUCCUGCAGCAGCAACACAAAAUCAACCUCCUGCAGCAGCAGAUCCAGCAGGUCCAGGGUCAGCUGCCUCCACUGAUGAUCCCCGUCUUUCCUCCAGAUCAGAGGACCUUGGCGGCAGCCGCUGCCCAGCAGGGAUUCCUCUUGCCUCCAGGCUUCAACUACAAACCAGGCUGCAAUGACCCGUACCCCCUCCAGCUGAUCCCCACCAGUAUGGCAGCCGCUGCAGCCGCCACGCCCGGCCUGGGACCCCUUCAGCUCCAGCAGCUGUAUGCGGCUCAGUUGGCAGCCAUGCAGGUGUCUCCGGGGGCCAAGCAUGGCACCGUGCCUCAGCCCAACCUGGCAACCGGCACGCACUCGCCCACCAGUGGCCAGAGCGAGAAGAGCAGGAGCAGCACGCCGCCCAAGCCCAAGGACGAGGGCGCUCAGCCCCUGAAUCUGUCAGCCAAGCCUAAGACAUCCGAGAGCAAGUCACCCACCUCCCCCGCUUCCCCACAGGUCCCUGCCAUGAAGCUGGGCCCCGGAUCUCUGAAGCACAGCGCCCCCUCCAGCAUCGGUGGACCUGCACCCAGAAUCAGCUCCAUAGACCUGUUGUCAUCCAUCACCUCAGGAGGCUAUCUGAAUGACCACGAGGCUGUGACCAAGGCCUUCCAGGAGGCCCGGCAGAUGAAGGAGCAGCUCAAGAGGGAGCAGCAGGUUCUGGACGCCAAAGUGGCAGCAGUCAACAGCCUGACCCUCAACAACGGACGCUCUGAGAAGGAUAAGGCCGCUCUGGAGAGCCUGAGUCAGCAGCUGAAGCAGUCCGAGGAGAGCAAGUUCACUCACGCCAUGAUGGACUUCGGCAUGAGCGGCGACUCCGACGGCAGCCCCAGCGUGUCAGACUCGAGGAUGUUCCGCGAGGCGCGGGGUCGUGGCAGCGGCGAGCCGCACAUCAAGCGGCCCAUGAACGCUUUCAUGGUGUGGGCGAAGGACGAGCGGAGGAAGAUCCUGCAGGCUUUCCCCGACAUGCACAACUCCAACAUCAGCAAAAUCCUCGGUUCACGCUGGAAAGCCAUGACUAACCUGGAGAAGCAGCCGUAUUAUGAAGAGCAGGCGCGCCUCAGUAAGCAGCACCUGGAGAAAUACCCCGACUACAAGUACAAGCCGCGGCCCAAGCGCACCUGCCUGGUGGACGGCAAGAAGCUGCGCAUCGGCGAGUACAAGGCCAUCAUGCGCAGCCGCCGGCAGGAGAUGCGCCAGUACUUCACCGUGGGGCAGCAGGCCCAGCUGCCUCUGUCCUCGGCGGGCGUGGUGUACCCGGGCGCUCUCUCCAUGGCCGGAAUGCCGUCACCCCAGAUGCCCUCGGAGCACUCCAGCAUGUCCAGCAGCCCCGAGCCGGCCCCUCCAAUCAGCGGUCAUCCCUCUUACCUCAGCGUCAGCAAGGAGGAGGAGCCCCGCAUCAAAGAGGAGGAGCUGCGGAUGGACGAGAGCAACGGCGACGCCUACGACGACUUCGACUACGAGGACGAGGACGGAGACUUCGGCAGCGACAGCGAGAACCACGUGACCCAAUAAGAGUGCUCUGAGCGCAGAGGCGUCCCGCCGAUCACCCGACCCUCCACUUCUACUGUCUCAACCCCAGCCCCCCCACACACACCUUACCCUUACACCACCCAAUCCGGACUCUCGCAGAGCUAAGCCCCCUCCCCUCGCCCAAUACCAGCAGCAGCAAAGCACAGGAUCUGAGAGACUGUUACACUAACGGAGGGUCUUGGAAAGAAAGCGAGACACGUGGCCACAACGUCUGCUGAAUAAACCCGCGGUGGCAAACUCACGUCACGACUCCGUUAAGCUACAGGAAGGAGAUAAACGACACUUAUACUGAAACAAGGACCAGUUAGUCGGCCUGUCAGAGACACUUUACAACGGUGGACCUGCUUGUCUAUAAAAGAGACACUUUUAAAACUGCGUUUUUGUUCGUUUUUUUGUUUAGUUUUUUUGUUUUUUUCUGGGUUCUAUAAUAUUCUCACUCAGGUACACGGUGCCAACAAGUGGCUUGUGAAUGUGAUUUGUUGUUUUUGUGCUACAGUUUUAAUAGAGGAAAAAAAAAGCAUUUAUUUUCCUGUUUUGAGAUAGGAGUAACGACAAAAUUGACAAAAAAAAAGUUUGUUUUUUUUAAUAUUUUUUGAUUUGCCGCUCCCUCUUAGGUGUACUCCACGCAUACGCAUACACUUACACAUGCACAUACACGUCCAUCCUUUUUUUGACCGAAAGGACGCAGCACUUGACGACAGACAAUCCCUCCUUCUCCUUCUGCUCUGCUCUCCCUCGGCGGUUUCUGGCUUUCUCCUCCUGCGUCUCGAGGUGAGACGCGCGCUGAUACAUUUACAUUUACGGCAUUUGGCUGACGCUCUUAUCCAGAGCGACUUACAGUUUGAUCAUUUUACACAGGUAGGCCAAGGUGGUGUUAGGAGUCUUGCCCAAGGACUCUUAUUGGUAUAGUGUAGGGUGUUUGCCCAGGUGGGGAUUGAACCCCAGUCUACAGCGUAGAAGGCAGAGGUGUUACUACACUAACCAACCACUGUCAGUGAUACGCUGUCAGGAGGACAGAACUGGAGCGAAAGUUCUCUGCGUGCGGUGAUCAAUCACAUUCCUCGUCGUUUGCUGUCAUAACCGUGCGCUGAUGUGCUUUUGGACCGAGCUGUUGUGUUUUAUUAAGACGCCAGUGCUGGACAUGAAGAGAACCACCGCGAAAGGAAAGUGGAUCCAAACCGCUCGUUCCUUUGAGAACACAAAUUGAGAUUCAACCUGUCGGACCCGACGCGGCCUCUCCUCCUCCGCCUCUGUCCUUCUCUCCUUUCCUAAACAGACUGUUUUCGCCAUUACAGAGAAUGCAGAGCCCUCUUCCUCCAAUCCAAGAGAAACAGAGAGCGAGGGAGGCUCCCUAGAGGAGGCUCUGGCACUGAACGGUCAGCUGAACAGAGAGAAUAGAUGGGCUCUGUAGGCUUCCACUCAACCCCCCCCCCCAAUGGUGUGAGCGCACUUCAUCACAUGCUCUUUCCUUUCACAGUGCCAUAAGUUCUAGGUAUUAAUUGAGCAUGUAUAAGGUACAAACUCCAAAAAUGUGUAUUAAUUUGGAGUAAAAUGAUGGUACGUACCCAAACAGUGGGCCUAAGCUGCUCUGAAAUGACCCUUUUUUGUAUCAACCUGCACAAGGACAUAGUAACGCAUCUCAUAAUUGGAAAAUUGUUUGGAUUAGUAAGAUGGAAAGUAUUAAAAUACAAUCAGUUUUACUGGACUGUCACACGUUUAAGCAGGACAGUAAACGAUAAAGACCUCACUGCUUUCUCUCACAGCCCAGACUCAGUUUAGAGUACAGGUAAUAAACAGGUAUGUAGGACUCAGGUGUCUUUGUACCACCUUUUUACCCCAUAUACAGGCGUAUGCAAAAGUUCGGGCACCCCUGGUCACGUCAUAUUGCUGUUGUUGGAAGAAAACCUCGUAUCUCCGUUUUUGACGUUUUCCAGUUUUUGACAUAGUUUGAACUUUCCUGUUGUUCUGUACAUUGUGUGUAAAUAUCAUGAUGAAGGGACUAAAAGAAAUGACGUAGAAUGACUCGGAAAGACGUCUGGUUCCAUUGACUUACAUUAAAAGUAAAGUAGGUUUUUGCCUUCUCCUGUAAAGUUACCAUUUUGGAGAUACGAGGUUUUCCGCCGACGACAGCGACAUGCCUAUAUGCCGGUUUUCUAAGUGACACCAUCUACAGAGGACACGCUUCAAAACACUUUAGGCCACAGAUCCUGUUUAUUUGCUGAAUAUAACCUUUCGGGAGAGGCGUGAAACAUAAACCGUGGCUUGUGACACGUUUUAAACGCCACGUUUUAUUUUUUCGAAUAUGUUAAAGUGGAAGCUGUGCACUAAAAUCUGCAGGAAAGUGUCGUAUUUCCCUUCUUCAGGUGUAAUUUACUUAUUUUAUUCUUGCUUAGAAACUCAAGAUCUGAUUGUUCACACUUUUGCAACGACUGGCACUUAAAAGUCUUUCUGGUUUGCCUUUUCUGCUGAAAUACACGGCGUUACAGUGAAAUUCAGUGCAGGUUUCUGUGCACUUGUUACUCCACAUAAUUCAUUCUACAAUAUUGCCAUUUUUCAGCUCAAUGGCCAGCUCUUCUUUUAUUUUCUUUAUGAUAUUUUUGUAUUUCAUAGUCUGCUAUGGUGACAUCCUGUAUAAACGGCCUAGUAAGGUGUGGGAAUGAGAUAAUUAAGUUGUGCCACGACCUAGUAAUGCAUGGGAAUGAGACCAUUAAGCCUUGAACACAGCUAAUAAAGCAUGAUCUCAUCCCACACCUUAUGGAUUUGUGGCCAUGAUUUAAUUAUCUUGUUCCCACACCUUACUAACUCAUGGGCACACAUUAGGAUCUCGUUUCCACUUGUUAAUAUGGCGUGGCCAUACAUUAUUUUUAUUUAUAACAGAUGUGACCAGAGGGGCUCUGUGUAGUUUUCUUCUUUUCCGGCCUGUUUUUAAUACCCUAUAAAGCGGCCCUGAGCUUUGGAAAGGCCCUACGUAAUAAACAACAUAUGAACAUUAUUAUUAUUAUUAUUAUUAUUAUUAUUAUUACUAAUAACCUGUUCCGUGUAAUUUAGUAAGACUGUCUUGUUACUUACCAUCAUUCUACCCCAAACUAAUUACACAGCACUUCUAACGUUGUUCCACACAUGUUACCACCUAAUCCACCGAACCUGGAAUUCGGUCAAACUGUCUUCAUAUCCAGAAUAAUUACCAAGUACUUUGGGGUUUAGUAUCUAGAACGUAGGGGCUGUGAAAGAAAGCGGUCCUUCUGCCUCUUCAGCUCUCCAGACGCCUUCCAUCAGUCGCCUCCCUCCGCCGCUCUGAGGGGCCGGUGGCACGGUUCCUCAGCCCCAGUGCAGAGAACCGUCACCUUUCAUCUUCCUUCUGUCCACGUUAUGUCCACGUAAGUGUCUCGAGCCCAAACUGACCGCCGCACUCUCAGUCCGUCCCCAAAGCCAAGCGCUGACCACAGCGCUCAGCGUCCAGAGCGUCCGUCCAGACGGUCAAGCUCUCUUGCUCGCUCCAGCAGGAGGUCCUCUGCCGACGGUGGGCUGAUGUCCAGCCCUGUCUGGAAGGCGCAUUGUUUUUCUGCUUUUUUGUUUCUGUUUUGUUCCCUUUUCUUGUUUUUGUCUCCAUGACGACGUCACUCUGCUGUCAAAGUUUUUGAAGGAGGGGCAGUUUUUUAGACUCUGCAUGUCAAUGUUUUCGUUCGUAUUUGAAUACUGUAUUUUAUUUUUAUUCAAACUGCCUCUAGUGUCAUAAUAAUAAUAUUAUUAACAAUAAUUAUAAGGAUG